CACUGCCCUUUAUUGAGCCCUUACUAAAUACAAGGCUCUGUGCCGAGUGUAUCACAACUGUUAUGUCAAUUUCAUUCUUCCAUCAACCUCAUGAGAUCCGUCCUCAUUUUAUCAAUAAAGAGUGUGCGCUCAGAAAGGUUAAGCAAUUUGUGCAAGAUCACACAGUAAGUUGCAGAGCGAGAAUUCAAACCCAGGUCUCUGGGGUCCCAACACAUGGACUUGUACUUACUCUUAUCUACUGCUCUGCUGAUUCCUACUCCUGUCCCGCUACAUUCUGUGUUUUUAGUCGGCUCCCUUGCCACAGGCUUUUCGAUGUGUAACUCCAGGUGUCCAGGUUGGCCUGCUUCUAAAUGAGUCAUGUUUCACUCGUCUGAGCCAGGGUCUCCUCAGAUGAUGUCUGGGAGCAUGAAGUUAGGAAAACCUCCCGAGUGAUUUGACACAUGGGCAGGACUGAGAACUAGUGGAAUGGAGGAAUAUCACCUUUCCCACCCUCCAAAAAAAGGAAGAAGAUACUUGCCGGUGCAAUUUUGAAGAUUUGGAUAUAGAAUUAGCAUGGGGAAUAUAGAUUUAGAAGUUUCAUUCAAGAAAAUGGAAGAUACUUUCAAAUGAUGCCUUCAAGUCAGCAGCAAAACCAAGUAACUGGUGUGUUACGUUGGAGUCCAUGGCCUGUGAGGACCCAGUAGGCCAUGACAGGAUGAAGCGCUAUCAUAUCAGGCAGGGGUGAAGUCCCAGUGGCCAGCCGUGCCCCUGGCUUUGGGAUGUCUCUACCACCACUUUCAGGCUGAUGGUGGCCACUGCCACCUCCUGGUGAAGUGACUUAAGACACCAUCCCCGAGGCGUCCCCAGAUUGCGGUGACAUAUCAUGUCAUAAUGAUCUGUCUCAUUGAGCAUUUUUACUCAUUUCUAGAUGAGGAUACACUAAGGCAAGGACUUACAAAGCUAAUUUUCCCAGGCACAUCUACAUUUGAGUUAAAAUAACCCGCUACUGGCCCUACAGGAUUUCUAAGAAUAGCCUUAUUUUGCUUGAGUUCAAGCAAAUAGUUCUAUUGUGAAGAUGACUGGCCAGGAUCUGUGCCUCUUGCCCCAAACUCCAGCGAGAACUGCCCAGAGGAGGGGCUGAGCUGCUCACAGCCGUCACCUUUGCUCUCCUAACGAGAGCUGCCCAGAAGGUCCCUGCCUAGCGAGUGCAGAAGUCUGACUGACUGACCUGCAAGAUAGUUGAGGCCGUAGCAGGACUCCCUUCCCACCUUCAAGGGCCAGAAAUGCCACAGGAGAUGAGAUGAUGAUUCAGAUCUGUACUCUCCUCGAUACUCCUUUUCUGAAGACACCAAAUCUCCCUUCUCUGUGCCUCGCUCAAAAAGUGAAAUGAACUACAUUGAUGGUGAGAAGGUAGUUAAGAGGUCAGCCACACUUCCCCUCCCGGCCCGCUCUUCCUCGCUAAAAUCAAGCCCAGAAAGAAACGACUGGGAGCCCCCAGAUAAGAAAGUGGAUACAAGAAAAUACCGUGCAGAGCCCAGAAGCAUUUACGAAUAUCAGCCGGGCAAGUCCUCCGUUCUGACCAACGAAAAGAUGAGUCGGGAUAUAAGCCCAGAAGAGAUAGAUUUAAAGAAUGAACCUUGGUAUAAAUUCUUUUCGGAAUUGGAGUUUGGGAAACCGCCUCCCAAAAAGAUAUGGGAUUAUACUCCUGGAGACUGCUCUAUCCUUCCUAGAGAGGAUAGAAAGACUAAUCUAGAAAAAGAUCUCAACCUCUGCCACACAGAGUUAGAGGCAGAUUUAGAAAAAAUGGAGACGCUUAAUAAGGCACCCAGUGCAAACCUGUCACAGAGCUCAGCAGUCAGCCCCACUCCGGAAAUUUCUUCAGAGCCUCCUGGAUAUAUAUAUUCUUCCAACUUCCACGCAGUGAAGAGGGAAUCAGAUGGAACUCCUGGGGAUCUUGGGAGUUUGGAGAACGAGAGGCAGAUUUAUAAAAGCGUCUUGGAAGGUGGAGACAUCCCUCUCCAGGGCCUCAGUGGGCUCAAGCGACCAUCCAGCUCAGCCUCCACUAAAGUGGAUCGUAAAGGUGGGAAUGCUCACAUGAUUUCUUCAUCUUCAGUUCAUAGCCGAACCGUUAACCCUAGCAAUGCGUUAGGCCCUGUGUGUAAGCACAAGAAACCCCUGUCCGCCGCGAAAGCCUGCAUUUCCGAAAUCCUUCCCUCCAAGUUCAAACCCAGGCUCUCUGCUCCCAGCGCUCUCUUGCAGGAACAGAAGAGUGUCCUGUUGCCAUCGGAAAAGGCUCAGAGCUGUGAGAAUCUUUGCGUUUCGGUUUCUUUGAAUGAUUCCAAGAGAGGCCUCCCGCUCCAAGUGGGGGGCAGCAUCGAGAACCUGUUCAUGCGUUCCCGGCGGGAUUAUGACAGCAAGUCGAGCAGCACCAUGAGCCUGCAGGAGUUCGGCAGCAGCGCCAGGAGGCCCUGCCCACUCUCGAGAAAGGCUGGGAUGCAGUUCACCAUGCUUUACCGGGACAUGCACCAGAUCAACCGAGCUGGCCUCUUCCUAGGGUCCAUCUCCUCCUCGAGUGUGCGGGAUCUUGCCUCCCACUUUGAAAGGAGCAGCCUGGCCUUGGCCAGGGGUGAGCUGGGCCCCAGCCAGGAGGGCUCAGAUCACAUCCCCAAACACACAGUCUCCUCCCGCAUCACAGCUUUCGAGCAGCUGAUCCAGCGCUCCCGGUCCAUGCCAUCCUUGGACCUGUCCGGCAGGCUGAGCAAGUCCCCCACACCGGUGCUGUCCCGGAGCGGCCUGACCUCAGCCCGCUCCGCCGAGUCCCUCCUGGAGUCAACCAAGCUCCGGCCUAGGGACAUGGAUGGGAUGAACCCCAGGGGUGUCUAUGCCUCCCCAACCUGCAGCAAUAUAGUGGACCCCAGCUUGGGCUUCAGGGGCCUUGCGCCUUCUGAGCCCCUCUCCACCUGCUCUGACGAGCUCGACCACUGCUCGAACAUCUCCAGCGACAGCAGAGAAGGCAGCGGUAGCAGUGUUCAUGGGGACUUCCCCAAACACCGCCUCAACAAGUGCAAGGGCACCUGCCCGGCCUCAUACACCCGCUUCACCACCAUCCGGAAGCACGAGCAGCAGCAGACCUCCAGACAGCCUGACUGGCGCCCAGAUUCCAGAGGGGACAGGAACACGCUCCUCAGGAACAUCUACCUAAUGAGUCCCCUCCCGUUCCGGUUGAAAAAGCCCCCCCAGCACCACCCCAGACAGCCUGCCCCCGGUGACUUCUCAGGCCCCCCCGCCGGCCGGAAGCCAGACCUCCCCAGCCAGCCCCUUCAGGAUGAUCCCCGCUCUGGGGCGAAGCCCUUGGUCCCCAAACGCCUGUCUUCCCGACACACCAUGGCCAGGCUGAGCCGGAUCUCAGAGCCCCCUCAGGAGAGACCCGCAGUCCCAGAGGACUGCCCGAGGGCCUUUAAUAAUGGGAACUCUGUGCCGUACUCAGACCACGGCCUGGACAGGAACAACAACCCACAGAGUGAACUGGGACCAUCCCUCGGAGAUUCAGAAUCACCAAGACAUUUUAUACCAGCUGAUUACUUGGAAUCCACAGAAGAAUUUAUUCGAAGACGUCAUGAUGAUAAAGAGAAACUUUUAGCGGACCAGAGACGACUUAAGCGCGAGCAAGAAGAGGCCGAUAUUGCAGCUCGGCGCCACACGGGCGUCAUUCCAACGCACCAUCAGUUUAUCACUAAUGAGCGCUUUGGGGACCUCCUCAAUAUAGACGAUACGGCAAAAAGGAAAUCUGGGUCAGAGAUGAGACCUGCCAGAGCCAAAUUUGACUUUAAAGCUCAGACACUAAAGGAGCUUCCUCUGCAAAAGGGAGACAUUGUUUACAUUUAUAAGCAGAUCGACCAGAACUGGUAUGAAGGAGAGCACCACGGCCGGGUGGGCAUCUUCCCACGCACCUACAUUGAGCUGCUUCCACCUGCAGAGAAGGCUCAGCCCAAAAAGUUGACACCGCUGCAGGUUUUGGAAUACGGAGAAGCUAUUGCUAAGUUUAACUUUAAUGGUGAUACGCAAGUAGAAAUGUCCUUCAGAAAGGGUGAGAGGAUCACGCUGCUUCGACAGGUGGACGAGAACUGGUACGAAGGGAGGAUCCCGGGGACGUCCCGGCAAGGCAUCUUCCCCAUCACCUAUGUGGACGUGAUCAAAAGGCCACUGGUGAAAAACCCAGUGGAUUACAUCGACCUGCCUUUCUCCUCCUCCCCAAGUCGUAGUGCCACCGCGAGCCCACAGUUUCCCAGUCACAGCAAGCUCAUCAUGCCAGCCCCCUCAUCUCUGCCUCACCCCCACCGAGCCCUGUCCCCUGAGUUGCAUGCUGUCACCUCUGAGUGGAUCUCGCUGACUAUAGGGGUCCCAGGCAGGCACUCUCUGGCCCUGACCCCACCCCUGCCUCCCCUGCCGGAGGCUUCUGUCUAUAACACUGACUACUUUGCCUUGUUGGCAAGACCUGGUCCCUCCCUGCCCCUCAGGCUCCCACAUUCAAGUUGGUCCACCUCACGCUCAGUGGUAUCCCCACUGGCCCUACCUCCUCCCCACAAAGCCUACUCCCUGGCACCCGGUGCCCAGGCCUCCCUUCACAUCAAUGGAGACAGUGGUAUCCACCAGGACAGCUUCUCCCAGCCGCUGCUUGGGAGCUCCGACAGGGUCAUCUCGGAGCUUAGCGAUGCCUUUAGCAACCAGGGAAAGCAGCAGCCAUGGCGAGAAGAAAGCAGACAGUAUGAGAGGAAAGCAGAGAGGGAGGCAGGUGAGAGAUACCCUGGUGGACCCAAGAUCUCUAAGAAGAGCUGCCUGAAACCUUCAGACGUGGUCAGGUGCCUGAGCACGGAACAGAGACUCUCAGAUCUCCACACCCCAGAGGAGAGCCGGCCCAGCAAGCCCCUGGGUAGCCCUUUUCCGGGAAGGGAGGCUGAGCAGACAGAGCUGCAUAGAGGUGGCGAGCAGGCUCAGAGGAAGGCUGCUCGGAGUGGUGUGAGCCAGCCUUCUCAUCAUUCAUUGAGAGCAGGACCUGAUCUCACAGAAUCUGAAAAGAGCUAUGUGGAAGCAGUUUGCAAUGAGAUCAUAAACAUUGCCGAAAAAUCUGUUCAUUACUGCAGCACUGUUUCUCAUCCCUUUGACUUUCAUCACAAGGUAUCCCCUUCUGACAAUAAAUCAUCUUUAAUCAUUUCUCAGCAACCUCAAGCCCAGCAGCGAAGAGUCACCCCAGAUAGGAGUCAAGCCUCACAAGAUUUAUUUAGCUACCAAGCAUUGUAUAGCUAUAUACCACAGAACGAUGAUGAAUUGGAACUCCGAGAUGGAGAUAUUGUUGAUGUCAUGGAAAAAUGUGAUGAUGGAUGGUUUGUUGGUACUUCAAGAAGAACAAGGCAGUUUGGUACUUUUCCAGGCAACUAUGUAAAGCCUUUGUAUCUCUAAGAAGACUGAAAACCACAGAGGUGAUUUUUAUUGGUGGAUGAAGCAUAAUUCAUGAACCGGUCUCUUUAUUUAAACAUUGAGUCAGUAGGAAAACUAAUGCAGUGGAUAAAGUAAGAAGCAAAAGAAAGGGACAGAGAAGUGUGUUGUGUUUAAAACCGGAGCCUGUCUAAGCUUACUGUGUAUCAGACAAGCCUGAACCAUGCUCUGAGCAGAAAGGAAUGAGGCAAAUCUGUAUUUACUUAGCUGCUUCUGGGAGCCGCUCCAGCCCUCCCCACCUCUCCCCAUCUUAGGUAAUCUGACCUGCAGCACAGUCCAGGAGCAGUUAGGCCAGAAAUGCCGCCUGCCGCUGCUGCCUUGACUAGCUCCAGCUCAGAGAGGUCUCAGCAUUUAGCCUGAAGCAGCCCUCAGAGGGCCAGGCAGGUCCCCAGCCAUGCCCCAAAGGCUCCACACACAGACUCCGAGCCACCCCAGAGCCCACUGGGCCCCCUACACUGUUGGAGAUGAGUCUGGGCUGUAGAGACUACCCCAAACAGUGGUGGAGGCCCCCCCAAACUUCCCAGGACCGCGUCCCUCCCUGGACCUGCUGAGGUUUGUGGGGAAGUUGAGGCAAAACCUCGGCGCCCUGUGUAUUCAGGCGGCAUGCGGCACUGCCGUCGGUGCCCCUGGUGUUCAGAAAGAAAAACACACGGUUUGCCCAUGGGAACCAGGGGGCCAGGCAGAUAGUUAAAUUUGUAUGUCUGAGUGAUUGAAGUCAAGAAGCCCUGUAGCUCUUGAGGACACAUGUAGUGUGCUCCUUUCCCAUAUCACUGGCUUUCAUAAAUGUUUACCUUCAGAGCAGCACAGUUUCAUUUAUUAGAACACGACUGCUAACCUUUCUUUUCUGGAUUUUCUUCUUUGUUAUUUUUUUUGGCCAGGACAGUUUGGGGUUGAUAGGCCUGUGGUCAGAGAGAACCAAAUACGAUGUUCAAUGAUUCAUUUAACAUAUACUGAUGAUGUACACUGGAUGCCAGGGCCACUGAUGGCAUGCUCCAAGCCUUAGAAGAGACCCACUGUGUCUCCAUUUUUACUCCCCAUAGGAGUUCAAGGGCCACCCAAAAUGUAGCACCCAGGGUUAUGAAUCCUGAUGCACCUUGGUGAGGCUUCUCUUCAGAGCAAAAGGUGCAGUUGCAGUGGCCUUAGGUGUGAGGCAAGGACUCUGCCCCUCCCUAGUGGUCUGUCCUUUGUAGGGCCAGAUCCAAGGGGCCCUGGUGACUCCUGCGAUGUUCAGGCAGAGCUCUGUCCAAUCCCAGGAUGUUUAUUGGCCUCACUGUUAGGCCCCUUGGAGAGAGAAAGGUAGACAUGACCCAUUCCCUACCUCCCGGGAACUCAGAGGUGACUAGGGAGACAGACUCACAAAAAAAUACUAAAUCAAGAGUGACUGUGCUAUGUGCUAAGAAGGGUGUGAGAGAGGAAGAGAGGAAUUCUCCCUGGAGGGAUCCUAGAAAGCAUUGUCAUGUUUCCGUCUCCACUAGCUCCCUUUUGAGCAAUAGGAAGCUGGAAGAACCUUUGCUCGAGGGCCCUUUAUGACUGAAAAUAUUUGGAACUGUUUCCAGAGACUUCAAAUUCUCAACUUCCCCACAAAUACACACCCAAGGUCACAAAUAGGAGUAGUAAUUCUAGGUGGCAGUGUGUGUACAGGGACCCUGGCUCUCUGCUUAUAGCUCAGAAUUGCCCCAGAGCUGUUGUCCCAAAGUCUGGAGUCUUCAUAAGCAGGUGAAGUUUGUCUUCAGUGCCUCUGCCUCAGCUUCUGUCUCCACGACUCAUCUUGGGAUCCCAUCAGCUGCCCACACCUCCAUGAGACAGCCUCGGUACCCUCACGUCUCUCCCUGUCCUGUUCUCAAACCUGUUCACAGGACAGAAACUGCCACUGGCUCCUUCACACUAAAGUGUAAAUGACUGAUGCAAGGAAUGUGUUACCUCUUCCCAGAAACCUUUGUUUUUGACUAGGUCAGAGCAGAGCCUUAAUCCCAAGGGAAAAGGCUGUGGAACUAAUGGUGGGGGUGGAGGUGCAGGUGGUGGGGAGGAGCUUUCUGGGUAGAAGUUCCUUAAAUAAGACUCAUUGCUUUGGAAGGUCCACUCCACUGUCCAAGGGCACUGUUUUUUUGUUUGUUUGUUUGGGGUUUUUUUUUUUACUCACUCUCUGAGGGAAUAUAGUACAAGAGCAUUUGCACAGCAGCAUUUCACUCGUUUGGAAAUGUAAUUCUUGUAUUGGCUAAUAUGUUUGUUCCCUGGUCUUAGAUGCAAACCAUUAAUAACAUGAUCUUAUCUAAUAGUUUUCAGAGGGGUGCUUCUUGAUUAAAUAGGUAAUUUUGAACACCUCUUUAAAUACAGCUAGAAAAUAAAACCAAUUUGUAAAGCCACAUUUGCAUAUGAUGCCAACCUCAUGCAAUUGUCUAUCUCCAGAAACCCAGGUAUGCCUCACCAAUUUGCCCAUCGUUAAUAAAAUCAUGUUAAAACUUGCAUCAAACUUCAGCUUCCUAUGUAUGACAGAACAAGGAACAAAGGUUUCCAAUGGCUCUUUUGUCUUCAGACAUUUAGUAAUAUAAAAUACCUAUUUUUAUGCUGAGAUGUUUAUACAGGUUUAUUAAUAGCAAGUGCAACUAACUGGCGGCAUGCCUUGCUACCCGUUUUGAUAUAUUAGCCAUGCUUCUGGGUAAAGGCAAGCCACAAACUACUUCUCUCUUGCAGUCUCUCUGGGAUCAGUAAAAGAAAAAAAUCAUAUGCUUAAGUGGGACUGUAAAUAUGUAUAUUAACUUUGUAUAGCCCAUGUACCUACUUUGUAUAGAAAAAUAAUUUUAAAAAUUUGAACUGAAGUGGGGAGGGAAAUAAGGAAGUCAUGAAGUUUUUUGCAUUUUUAUUUAAAUGAAGGAAUUCCAAAUAACUCACCGGCAGAUUUUUAGCACAAAUAUAGCCAUUGUAAAGUGUUAAAUUUUUAAAUAAUCAUUCUUUCUGGGAGAGAAGGUAACUGUUAUCUCAGUUACAGGUUUUUGGAGACUUUUUUUUUUUUGGCAGUUCUAUUUAUCUGAAGUAGUAUUAAGUCCUAUUGCUAGAAUAGGUUACUGCAAAAAAAGAUUAUAUUCUGAAAGAAAAAUAACUGACCUUAUAUAUAACCAAUUAAUUUAAAGUAUUGCCAUUUAAAUUACACACCAAGGGCAUGUACUAUGCAGACACAGGUUUUUCUGUUCAUUUAUUUUUCUUUAUUGCAGUGGAUUGAGUUGAUAAAUAGAGGUGUUGAAUUGCUACAUUUGCUGUACAUAUUAUUUAAUAAACUUUAUUCAGAAUUGUGUGGCA
This is a messenger RNA of Hipposideros armiger (great roundleaf bat), 8766 nucleotides long. It is a transcript of the gene SORBS1, whose product is annotated as sorbin and SH3 domain containing 1. Lineage: Eukaryota; Metazoa; Chordata; Mammalia; Chiroptera; Hipposideridae. Gene Ontology annotation, molecular function: protein binding. The transcript has 21 exons. Bases 1366 to 5436 code for a protein of 1356 amino acids. The record is from RefSeq and is a predicted model, not a curated record. Gene Ontology annotation, cellular component: cell-substrate junction; nucleus; cytoplasm. Gene Ontology annotation, biological process: cell-substrate adhesion.